Messenger RNA from Phytophthora infestans T30-4, 2124 nucleotides. RefSeq names its product protein kinase, putative. Gene Ontology annotation, molecular function: ATP binding; protein kinase activity. NCBI's taxonomy places the organism in Eukaryota, Oomycota, Peronosporomycetes, Peronosporales, Peronosporaceae. The transcript has a single exon. Bases 1 to 2124 code for a protein of 707 amino acids. The record is from RefSeq and is a predicted model, not a curated record. Gene Ontology annotation, biological process: protein phosphorylation.
AUGGACAACUUCGACUCGGACACGAGCUCGCACCUUGCAAUGUGGUCGGACGGAGGAAAUUCCGAUUCGACUCCGGAGAUCCGAGCGGUGAUGCAUGGAUGGCUGGACGCGUCCACAAAUGACUCGUACUUGCUGUAUGCUGUCCAUACGAUGACGGUUGACUCGGAACCAGCGUAUGGAACGUGCAACAAAGGCGGCUAUGGCUCUCUCGUCGUGCCGUGCUACCCGCUGAGUAACACCUCGACCGACAUCGUGGCCGUCAUGUCGGUGCCCGUUGCUACGCCGUGGGUAACAACAUGGAUCAAGCAGUAUCAACCUACUUCGGAUACUACAGUGAACAGCGAGUCCGACAGCGACGGCAGCGGGUUUAACCUGUGGCUGCUUGGCCCGAUCCUGCUUUCAGCUCUGAUCGCGUCCAUAUUGAUCGCCUUCGCUGUCUUCAGGAAGCGGCGACGACUGCGAUCUGUCUACUUUCAGCGUACGUCUCCUGCAGAGAGUGACCUCGGCUCCAGUAGAGAGUCCAAGCCCUCAGGUCCUCUAGCUGCGCCUCGCCAACGAGAAAACAGAACAAGUCUCCGUCGUACAGAGCAGGAAACAAUCGGCGAGUUUAAUCGCACUCUUCGCCUACCCGGUGAGGACGACAGUCCAGUCGAAGAACCGUCGCCUAUAAUUGAGGAAAUCCUGCCACGUCCGCGUCGAAACACUGCGCCGGCCUCAAAAACUGCAUCAAAAUCUACGCGUGGUGUCCAAACCAUCGCACCUACAAGUAAGAGAGGCACAGUGCCGGCAUCUCACAGCUUUACACCUCCACGGGCACGGACACAGUCGACACCUCAGACAGCAUCCCCCGAUCGAACUCAGUCAGGUCGGCCAGCAACGCGUCGGUCCUCAGCUCGAAGAUCUCCAACAGCUGACGAGCGUCAACCUUCUAUUCGGACGUCUCCUGUCCGUCCCUCUUCGGCUCAAGCGUCGAUAAAUCCUGCACGCCGUCAGUCAUCAACUGCAACUUCUACACGUUUAUCAUCCGCUCGGAGUUCACGUCGAUCAUCGGCGUUCUCUCCGUCAAAUCGAAGUCAAUCGGACGCGUGGAGUGAUAACUCAUCGACGCGAACCCAUUCGGCUGCACCAAGAGACCACUUGCCGACACUUCGGGAGUCGGCGUCGAUGUCUCCGAUAAUGGAGUUCAUGCCGUCGAUCCGAGACUCGAUCCAAGCGGAUCGGGAGUCUAUCCCUGCUCUACGUGAGACGUUUUUUCGCCACUCUGCUACAGACAACGUGCAGUACACUCUAACCACCGACUCAAAUCUCAUUGGGAAGCGCAUCGCCUGGGAGCGUAUCCAACUCGGUCGACUGCUGUCUCGUGGAGCUUACGGGGAAGUGUGGGCGUGUCGCUAUGCUGGCAAGAAAGUGGCCGUCAAGCGACUGCUCCAGACGAGAACGCACACGUUUCUGGAGACGGAGAAGUUCACAAACGAGAUUCAACUUACGGCGAGUCUGAACCAUCCGAAUAUCGUUCGAUUCAUUGGCGUAACGUGGAGUAGUUUGGAGAAUCUGGCCAUGGUGGAAGAAUAUCUUCCUCGAGGAGAUCUACAGAACUAUCUGAAGCGGAAUGGCGACUUGAUGACGUGGGCACGAGACAAGAUCGACAUGGCUAUUGGAAUCGCACGAGCGAUCGAUUAUCUGCACACUCGACAAGUUAUCCACCGCGAUCUCAAGGCUCGAAACAUCUUGUUGACCAAGAGACUGCAGCCGAAACUGAUCGACUUUGGCACGAGUCGCCUUUGGGAGCCUAACGACAUGUCGGCCGGGGUAGGAACCCCCUUCUGGACUGCACCAGAAGUGCUCGAGAGCAGCGAGUACACGGAGAAGGCGGAUAUUUAUUCCUUCGGAGUGCUCUUGACUGAGCUGGACACUUGUGAAGCCCCGUACCACGACACUUUGGGGGCGAAUGGGGAGAAAAAGAAGCCGUUCCACGUCCUCAAAGACGUCGUGGAUGGCACAUUGAGACCGAGUCUCUCGACUGGAUGUCCUCAGCGAAUCUGCAGAGCAGCAGACGCGUGUUUCCAGCACGAUCCGACGCUGAGACCGUCAGCGUCGGAGCUCGUGAGGAUGCUGGAAGGCUGA